Molecule: messenger RNA, 2439 nt
Organism: Phaedon cochleariae (mustard beetle)
Lineage: Eukaryota; Metazoa; Arthropoda; Insecta; Coleoptera; Chrysomelidae
Source: the annotation of a GenBank genome assembly
AUGUCGUUUCCUACGAAAGAGGAGCGCACGCAAUGUUGGAGCGCGCGCGAUUCUUAUUGGGAAUGUCUGGACAACAACAAAAACAACACCAAAGACAGCAUUUGCAUGGAGUUCCGAAAAAUGUACGAGAAAUGGUGUUCUCCACAGUGGGUCAAGCAUUUUGACAGGAAGAGGAAUUACUUGAUCUUCAAAGAAAAAAUCGAGAAAGACGGCAUUUCGUCGCAGGUCCAUUCAAAGGAUGAAAAUUUGACAUCUUCGGAUAAUAAUGUUGCUGAAAAUUGCACACCUCUGAGGAGGUCGUGGUCUUUCGAUUCUGAGUCUUCUGAGUCUUUGCCUGAAUUAGAAAUUGAAGUUGUUAGACUCCCUGGACAGUUCGAUCCGAAAAUAAGAAAUAUUAGUGGAAGACGUAUAAUUGAUAUUUCUCAUUUUAUAACGGAAGUGAGACGUCUAGAAAAUCACGUGUGCCAUGUAAAACCAACUGGUUAUUUGAGUUUCGAUAGAGAACAGAAAAUCGGACUUCAUUCAAAACUUUUUUUCAAAUGCGCAGCUUGCGGUCAUAGUACAUCGAUAACCACAAAUAAGCCAGAUAAAAGUGAACCCAAUGCAAAUUUUCUGGCUUCAUGGGGUGCUUUAGCCAGUGGAAAAGGCCAUUUCUUCUUAGAAGAAUAUUUAUCACUUCUUGACAUACCUCCGUUGACAAAACCAACUUUUUUAAAGUAUCAACAAGAAUUAGGUGAUUCAUGGAAUGAGUGUUUAACAGAUUCGAUACAAGCAGCAGGUGCAGAAGAGUAUAAGUUUGCCGUAGAAUCCAAUAAUAUGGCAGAAGGAAACAUUGGUCAAUGUACAGUAGUUGUAGAUGGAGGGUGGAGUCAUAGAUCGUAUGGGCACAGAUAUACUUCAAAAUCUGGAGUUGCUUGUAUCAUAGGAAAACAUACAAAACAACUCCUAUUCAUUGGCGUCAGAAACAAGUAUUGUAGUGUAUGUGCUAUUUCCGAAAGAAAAGGAGAGGAGGUGCGCCGUCAUAAAUGUUUCAAAAAUUGGUCUGGCUCAUCACCUGCAAUGGAAGCAGAUAUCAUCGUAGAAGGAUUCAUCCACAGUCAGUCGAUGCAUAAUCUUCAAUAUACCGCAUUCAUUGCAGAUGGGGACUCCAGUGUACAUUCGAAGAUUCUAGAGCACGUUCCAUAUUCUCGAAAGAUUAAAAAAAUUGAAUGUGCUAACCAUCUGACGAAAAAUGUAACGAAGCACCUACAUGAACUUGCCAAAGAAUCUUCUGCUAAUAGGAAGUUGUUGUCCAGCAAUAGGAUAAAUUACAUAGGAAAGAGCUGUAGGAAACUUAUAUCCAUACACGCUCGAAAAUCAACUCCUUGUGUUGCAAAUUUGAAACAUGAUUUGCAGAAUGUUGUCAGUCAUGUAUUUGGAAAUCACAGAAAUUGUAGAGCCGAAAACUGUUUGAAAGUAGGUCAAUGUAAUGAAAAUGAUUUUCAAAAAGCUUCUACUGAAACGCAAUUGCGCAUAAUGAGGAUUGUAGGGAACUUGACCUCUAAGGCUGACAGCCUAAUCACCGAUUCAACUAGCAACAGUGCAGAACAGUUCAUGCGACAAGUUGCUAAAUUCAAUAGCGUCAAACAAACUUUUUAUGGACGCAGAAAUUCAUUCAACAUAAGGUGCCAUGGUGCUGGCUUGGCAUAUCAGUUUGGACCACGUUGGAUGAUCGAAGCUUUCAAGCAUAAGUUCAAAAAGAGUCCAUCGAAUAUACUAAAACGGUUAGUGAGGGAGAGGACAAACAAUAAUUUUCUUGGUAGAUCUCGCCGGAAACGAUUGUUCAAUGUAGAAGCUAAAAUUUCUGAUAAAAAUUGUGAUUAUGGUGCUUCAUGCAACAAACCCGAUUUACCUGAUGAAGAAAUACAGAAUUUGAUAAAGGAACAAAUCAAGAUUUUGAACAUAACCUGUGAAGAACAGAUGGCAAUCGAAAAAUCCACUCGUGGUCAAAGUGAUAAUCCCAAAUGGUUUGAGGCAAGAAAAUCACGACUCACGGCAUCUAAGUUCGGAGAAAUUUGCAAGCGCAGGAUUAAUCACGGAAAACUCGUAGAAUCUAUGCUAUACAAGACCUUGCCACGAAUGAAGCAAAUUGAAUAUGGAAAAAUGAAUGAAUCAGUAGCUAUAGAAGCAUAUAGUUCGAAAGUAGGAAAAUAUGUCAGCCCUUGUGGUUUAUUUGUUUGUACCGAUCAAGGUUACGGGUUUCUGGGUGCUUCCCCGGAUGGAUUGGUAGAUCAUGACAAAAUUAUUGAAGUCAAAUGUCCCUACUCAGCCAAGGAUUAUACUCCUUUAGAAGCUGCGAAUUCAUUUUCAGGUGUGGUAUCUUCGGAAAGUUCAGAAUCCACAUUGUCGCUUAUACCAUCAGGAAUGUCUGUUUUCAAUUCUUCCAUAGUAGCUCAGUAG